Mucor velutinosus is the source of this 1158-nucleotide messenger RNA. RefSeq lists its product as uncharacterized. The record is from RefSeq and is a predicted model, not a curated record. Bases 1 to 1158 code for a protein of 385 amino acids. The transcript has 7 exons. Gene Ontology annotation, biological process: regulation of transcription by RNA polymerase II. Gene Ontology annotation, cellular component: SWI/SNF complex; nucleus. Lineage: Eukaryota; Fungi; Mucoromycota; Mucoromycetes; Mucorales; Mucoraceae.
AUGCCUCCCAAGAUUGAAUCCUUUGUGCCAGAGUCCAAAUUAUACACAGAUCUCGUAGAAUUUGAAAAGAAGUUGGAUGCAACCAUUAUGAGAAAGCGUUUAGAUAUUCAAGAAGCCCUAGGAAAGCCAACAAAGGUACAUCGCACUCUACGUCUUUUCAUUUCCAACACCACCUCAGAUCAGUCAUUCACCAUGGAUGAUGAAAACGCCUUUGACCUGAAUAACGGAAGUGUGCCCAGUUGGACACUCAAGAUUGAAGGAAGAUUGUUGAAUCCUGCUGCUCCUGCAAAAUCAGCACAGCCUGCUCAAAAACUCACCUCGUUCUUUCGCUCUGUGGUUGUGGAAUUAGAAAGAGACCCCCAAUUAUAUCCAGAAGGAAAUCUGAUUGAGUGGCAAAAACAACCCAAUACAUCUGAUUUUGAUGCAAUUGAGAUCAAGCGAAAGGGCGAUGUCAAUGUCAAGGCCAAGAUCAUCAUCCAUCUUGAAUCCAACCCACAGAAAUUCAAGUUGAGCCCUGCAUUGGCUGAUUUAUUAGAUGUCAAGAUGGAGACGAAACCACAAAUUGUGAUGGGCAUCUGGAACUAUUGCAAAAAUCACAAACUUCAAGAUCAAGAGGACAAGCGUGUUAUUCAUUGCGACAACCGUUUGGGCCAAAUUUUUGGAUAUCCUCAACUCCAUUUUUCCCAACUUCCCGAACUCAUCACACAGCAUUUGAGUCGACCUGAUCCAGUCGUGAUUGAAUACACCAUCCGCGUCGAUAAGCCAUUACAUCAAUCAUCAAAAGCCUUCGAUAUCGAUGUAGAAUUAGACAGCGUUGUUCGACAAAAGAUGAUGCACAUUGUCUCCUCGUCUCUGACACAAAAGGAAAUCGUGGCAUUGGAUGAUAAAAUUGUUCAGUGCGUGCAAAGUAUCAACAACAGUAAGAUUAAGCGCGAUUUCUUGAUGCAAUUCUCCAAGGAACCAGUUGAAUUCAUCAACAAGUGGAUCGCAAGUCAAGCUAGAGAUUUAGAGGUCAUUUUGGGCGAAAGUAAAGUCAACUUAGAGGAGAUGAGACAGACCGACUUUUAUAAGCAACCUUGGAUGAAGGAGGCUGUGUUCCAUUAUUUAACAACAAAGACACAACAACGCAUGCAGGAACUCCUUGGAUUCCAAUCAUAA